CGCAUUCCUGCUAGCAGGUUAGACAAAAUCAUUUUCAUUCGACGAGAAAGUUGAUGUUUAUAUCGAAUAUCAGCUGUUUUCUGUUUUGUAGGCAGCGACGCAAUAUUUUGAAUACAAGGAAAGCAUGCCGUUCAUCUCGAAAGACUGGAGAAGUCCAGGAGAGGCCUGGGUUAAAACUGAGGAAGGAUGGGAGAAGAAAAAGGUGCUCGAACACUGCAAACAGAUCAGAUAUCAAGAAAGCAAGGAAGAAGAAAAGGAGAACAUAGAUAGUGUUCAGCAAUCAACAAGCCACCAACCUCACUGUCAUAUCACAGUAAAAAGUACUAAGGAGAUUGCAGGGUUCAAUGAGUUAGACGAAGCAGUAAAACGCUUGGACUUCCGUAGCGCAGUGCGAGAUGUUAGACGCUUCAAUUACAUUUGUGCACUUUUGGACCAUCUAAUUGGGCAACAAAUGACCGGCAUGUCCGGUUGUACGCAAAAAGCUCUACUAGCCAUGUUAGAAGAAGUCGCUCGAUAUGCAACAACUAGCCAACACAACCCCAGAGGCUUUCGAAGACUGUUAAAUAAAUUAAGAGCUCUCAGCACCGCCGAAAGAUCUUCAUGUUGGGGAGGUCCGUUGGGGUCGCAAUUGCUUUGGCACCAACACACAGCAAAAAUUGACCGAAUUCUCAACAUGGCCUCAGAGUUUCAAAUCAAAGAACCACAUCCCGAUUUGCAUCCAAAGCUGCUUAACCUGCCGGAAGAAUGCAUCAGGGAGAUUAUCCUAAGACUGUCCGACCAUCGAGAUUUGACUGCAAGUGCUCAAUCCUGCGACGAAAUUUGCUCGAUAGUUAAUGAGCAAAGAGUGUGGCGAGAAUUAACUAAGUUCCAUUUCACUACUCAACAAAUUGAACUAGUCCUACCAAAGGAUACUGAGACAUUGGACUGGAAGAUAAUUUUUAAUUCAUUGAAAAAGGUAUAUGGUUUGAAUGAAGAGCGUCAAUAUGCAGAAAUGUUAUCGCUUUGCAAAUAUUGCCGCUGUCUAUUUUGGAAAUCAUUGGGACAUCCUUGCAUUGCUGAACAGUGUCCCGAUUUUAAAGCGCGUUUACAGGAAGCCGGAGGAAUUACUCCACCCGCCCCUGUGCCACCUUCCGCUUUUCUCAAAUUUUUCUCAUUGUAAAUCUGUUCACAAACUGCCUAAAUCUAAUAAAUUUCAUAUAGGAACGAUGUUGUUUCAUCACCCAUAUGUGAAAUUAAUUUCAAAUGAUUUUUAAAAAAAUCUCACACAGCUGCCAGUUAAAAAAGGGGCAAAGUUAUACACGUUUGUGAAAAUUGUUUAACCAUUGGGUACAAAAUUUACCGCGAUUCUGUCCUCGAAACGAAAGUAGUUUAUAAAAUAACUAUUUACUGGAAUUUUUUGUAUUAUUUGAGUUUAUUAAUUUUAGAUUGCAUAAGUAACAUUUUUGUAAGUAGUAAAGCUGAAACUUUUAAAAUAAAAUAGCAUAUUUGACAAAAAUGUUUUACUUGACUGAAAAGAUAGCUGACUGAUAACUAAUGGAUAUAGUUCUAAUCGAGCUGUGAAUUUUUAAGGCGUAUAUUACGUUCUGGAAAGCUCAACAGUUUAUAUAUCCGGUGACUGAUACCAAAAAAAUAUUGAUCUCACUCAAUACUCAAGUUGUAAAGAAAUAACAAUCUUAUGCUAGAAUGGUAUUUGAAAGCAUUACAUUUUUGUCAAAUUUCGACGAAUUAAUAUACAUAAGGCAUAGCAGUAACGGUAGUAUUGAAUUGACGAAAUUAUAUUUUGUUAUGCUUGAACUGCAUUGUGAUAUAUUUAAGUUUAACACCCGUGGGCUGCUAAAAUUCUAAAAAUAUUGUUUCCGAUAUCUCCUAACAUAAAAAUAUUUUUACUUACACUUCAAGUA
Dendroctonus ponderosae (mountain pine beetle) is the source of this 1901-nucleotide messenger RNA. RefSeq names its product F-box only protein 25. The record is from RefSeq and is a predicted model, not a curated record. Gene Ontology annotation, cellular component: SCF ubiquitin ligase complex; cytoplasm; nucleus. NCBI's taxonomy places the organism in Eukaryota, Metazoa, Arthropoda, Insecta, Coleoptera, Curculionidae. Bases 125 to 1159 code for a protein of 344 amino acids. The transcript has 5 exons. Gene Ontology annotation, biological process: protein ubiquitination. Gene Ontology annotation, molecular function: protein binding.